Phodopus roborovskii (desert hamster) is the source of this 3238-nucleotide messenger RNA. It is a transcript of the gene Mcmbp, whose product is annotated as minichromosome maintenance complex binding protein. Bases 213 to 2135 code for a protein of 640 amino acids. Gene Ontology annotation, biological process: DNA-templated DNA replication. The transcript is spliced from 16 exons. The record is from RefSeq and is a predicted model, not a curated record. Gene Ontology annotation, molecular function: chromatin binding. Lineage: Eukaryota; Metazoa; Chordata; Mammalia; Rodentia; Cricetidae.
AUAAGUGGAGGUUGGGACGGUCAGGCCGCCCCUGCCGCUGGCCAGCAGCUCCGAGGCGCUCAUCACCGCCGCAGCCUCCCCUGGCGGCCCGCGGCUCGGGACGCCUCGCGCGUGGGAGGGCGCGGACGAGCCCCUGACGAGCAGCGGGCGUCCGGGCGCCCGGCCCACGGAGGAGCGCCGCACGGGCCGCGCUGGCCCCGGCUUUCAGCGCCAUGCCCUGUGGAGAGGACUGGCUGAGCCACCCGCUCGGGAUCGUGCAAGGCUUCUUCGCCCAAAAUGGAGUUAAUCCUGACUGGGAGAAGAAAGUUAUUGAAUACUUCAAGGAAAAGCUGAAGGAAAAUAAUGCUCCUAAAUGGGUACCAUCAUUGAAUGAAGUUCCCCUUCAUUAUUUGAAACCCAACAGCUUUGUCAAGUUUCGUUGCAUGAUUCAGGAUAUGUUUGACCCUGAGUUUUACAUGGGAGUUUAUGAGACAGUUAACCAGAACACAAAAGCACGAGUUCUUCAUUUUGGAAAAUACAGGGAUGUAGCAGAAUGUGGGCCUCAACAGGAGCUUGACUUAAACUCUCCGCGAUCUACCACUGCAGAAAGACAGACUUUCUACUGUGUUCCAGUGCCUGGGGAAUCUUCAUGGGUCAAAGAGGCCUAUGUCAAUGCAAACCAAGCUCGAGUCAGUCCCUCAACUUCCUAUACUCCCAGUCGGCACAAGAGGAGUUAUGAAGAUGAUGAAGAUAUGGACCUACAGCCCAAUAAACAGAAAGACCAACAUGCAGGUGCCCCGCAAGCAGGGGGCUUCGGUGGCCUUCACUGGUGCGGAGAACCAAAGCGCUUAGAAACUGAAGCUUCUACUGGGCAACAGCUGAACUCCUUGAACCUUUCUUCCCCAUUUGAUCUGAACUUCCCCCUGCCAGGAGAGAAGGGCCCUGCCUGCCUCGUUAAGGUCUAUGAAGACUGGGAUUGCUUCAAAGUCAAUGAUGUUCUUGAGUUAUAUGGUGUGCUGUCUGUGGAUCCUGUCCUGAGCAUACUGAAUAAUGAAGAAAGGGAGGCGUCUGCAUUACUGGAUUCCAUGGAGUGUACAGACAUGGCAGAAGAGCAGAGGGUGCAUAGUCCUCCAGCUUCAUUAGUGCCAAGAAUUCAUGUGAUUUUAGCCCAGAAGCUGCAGCACAUCAAUCCUUUGUUACCCACUUGCCUUAACAAGGAGGAGAGCAGAACCUUUGUGUCCAGUUUCAUGUCUGAGUUGUCUCCGGUCAGAGCAGAGCUACUUGGAUUCCUCACACAUGCGCUUUUGGGAGAUAGUUUGGCUGCUGAAUACCUUAUAUUGCAUCUCAUCUCAACAGUAUAUACAAGAAGAGAUGUUCUUCCACUAGGAAAAUUUACAGUUAACCUGAGUGGCUGCCCACAAAAUAGUACCUUCACAGAACACCUAUAUCGGAUCAUUCAACACCUUGUUCCAGCAUCUUUUCGUCUACAGAUGACAAUAGAAAACAUGAACCAGUUGAAAUUCAUUCCCCACAAAGAUUAUACAGCCAAUCGAUUGGUCAGCGGUCUCCUCCAGUUGCCCAAUAACACGUCCCUGGUCAUUGAUGAGACUCUUCUCGAGCAAGGGCAGUUGGACACCUCAGGUGUUCAUAAUGUGACUGCACUGAGCAACCUGAUAACAUGGCAGAAGGUGGAUUAUGACUUCAGUUACCACCAGAUGGAGUUCCCGUGCAAUAUCAACGUUCUCAUCACAUCUGAGGGGAGGUCGCUACUCCCGGCAGACUGCCAGAUUCACUUGCAGCCCCAGCUGAUGCCACCCAACAUGGAGGAGUACAUGAAUAGCCUUCUCUCAGCUGUGCUGCCAUCUGUGCUCAACAAGUUCCGCAUCUACCUGACCCUCUUGAGAUUUCUGGACUACAACAUAUCAGAUGACAUAACCAAGGCGGUUGAAGACGAUUUUGUGGAAAUGCGUAAAAACGAUCCUCAGAGUAUCACAGCUGAUGACCUCCACCAAUUGCUUGUGGUGGCUCGGUUUCUGUCCCUGAGUGCUGGUCAGACAACACUAUCAAGAGAACGAUGGCUAAGAGCAAAGCAACUGGAGUCUUCCAGAAAAAACAGGCUUCAGCAGCACAAGUGUGUGAAUGGGAAUGAACUUUAGAGCUCUGAACUUAAGAAGAGAAUGGGCAAGCUAUAGCCUCCAUGCUGUACAAUUCAGAUUCGUUUAUACCAUAUUGUUUUAUAGAUAAUUUGUAUCCAAAAACAAUGACUUUUCCUGAAAUCAAGCCUGGUGACACCUAAAGUUUAUAUGAUUCUCUGUAAGGGCUUUUACCUUACUGGUUUUAUGGAGUUUCGGAGUUUGUUUUAUAAUUAGUUAUGAUGUAUAAAAAUGUAUUUGAUAUUAAAAAGUUUAAUAAUGAUAAUGUUGCUGAUCAUACCAUUUCCUUAGCCAUAGCUACAUUUUAGGCCAGACUCUUAAAGUACCAGCUUCACCUGAAGUAAUUACUGGAAGAGUUGUGCCCUCGCACUUCUGUGUUAAUGCGGAAUGGUUCUGGUCUGUGUGUGUUUCUAGUCGGGAUGUACUUGCCAUUGAUUCCUGUGAACUCUCUAGUGUCAUUUUCUAUAUAUCUGGACAUAGAAACUUUUUUCCACUUACCAGCUGUUAAUAGCCUGCAGAACUAGGCUUUCCCAUGGCAGGAGUUGCCAACUUUUAAUUUCAUGGACUAGAGAUCUCUGGGGUAGAGUUGCCAGUUAAUUUGUCAAGUCACUUGUAGGAAAAAAAAAAAAAAAAAUCAAUCACUGUGAUCACUGUUUUGUUUUCAUAAAAGGACACUCAGAUAAGAGAGUCUUUCCUUGGAAUAAAUGCAGCUUUGUGAAGGUUAUGACAUUGUCCUUAGCUUUUCUCACACCCUGCAUUUGAAACUGUCAUUUUAAGGGACUCUGAAAGGAAUGCUACCCCAUGGAACCUUACCCAAACAUUGGGGGGUGGGGAGACUGUUUAAAUUGUAAACUUUGAGAGGGGUGGUGGUUAGAAUUGCUUUUUUAUGGUGCUUUGUAUUGAACCCUGGCCUCUCACACAUGCUGGAGAAGUGCUCUACCACUAAGCUACAUCCCUAGGGGGUGGGGACUCUUAACAUAAGUUUAUCAGAUAGUUUCCAAGUUUGUUAGAUGGUAACAUCAUUUGCUAGUACAGUUACAGGUAGGUUUUCCUCAGACCUAUUCAUUUUGAUAUGCAUAUUUUCAAAUAAACAAAAGUUAUUACUU